ACAAGUACAAAUUUCGCAACAAUCACCAUUACAACCAAACAAUCCACCAAAGACACUAGCAACACCACAGCACCUGUCCAGGACACUCAACAACAGCUCCCAACAGCCUUAACGACACUCUCAACAGCACCUACAGAAAAAAGUACAAACGAUCUUGAGAUUGCCAUCUCAACAUCUGCGACAUCUGAAAAGCAGAAAAGCCCCUCAUCACUUACAGUAAGCAACCCAAACAACAGUUCUAGCGGCCCUCUCAGCGUUUGUGGCAGCAAAAGAACAGCCACUGAAAUCUCCACAGCCUUUUUUUCUGCUGACAACGACCAUUUACUUCUUUCCACCAUGGGAAAAACGACGGUAACUAGAAAAUCCAAUAACAAAAAAAUCAAGCCCAUCUCCGCUCCUGUCCCCUCUGACUCUACUGUCUCACCAACCACCGAGCCAGUAGAAAUGCAGCUAGAACGCAACCCGGAUGUGCUCAACACUCCUACUCUAUUUGGGGAAACCACCCCCAUUGGUAGUAGUACACCAAUCAUCGUUCCACCUAAUGCACCAGAGUACAUUACGGCUCUGUUCAACAUGAUUCAGGCGCAAAGCUCUCGCCUGACUCAAUUGGAGGCUCUAGUAGCUGAAAACGCCCUUCUCAAGGCUGAGAAUGACCAACUCCGUAAGCAAUUACAACAGCUUCAGCGUUCUCCUACCUUCAACAACGACGUUGAUAUGGCUGAAACUAGCGAUCCAUCUCGUGCUCCAGGUGAUUUUACUUUCAAAAUCCCUACCAACACACCUAUGGGUACAAAGUCCUCCCCUUCGCAUAUCCUAGUUAGGACACCACAAGGAUCACAGGCAUCGAAAUAUGCCAAUGAUGACACACCCAGCACUACUAGCACUCCUCUGCCUCCCCCUCAAAUGUCCCCUUAUCAAGCUGCAGCUCAUCGUGGUAUUAAAGCCAACAGCAAUAAGCUCGCUCCACCCAAGGUCACUACUGCUGCUCGAAGAGCUGCUGUACGCCUGUUCCAACCUGCAUCAUCAAAUCCAGGUUACCAAUACAUUCACCUUCCCUGCCGUGUUCGCCAUAAGUUGAAAGAAUUACGUGCUAAACUUGCUGCCAUACACAUCAACCCAUCGCGCAUCCUGGAUAUCCAAUAUCCAGCUAAACAAACCGUCAGCCUAUUGGUGCACAACGAUUAUGCACCUAUCGUUAAACAACGUCUCACCAAAGCCAAGGUUCCUAUUCUUGCAGACUUUGAUCCCUUAUCUGGUACUAUCCUCCAUAAUACCGAACUAGCCGCUCUCCCAGAGGCAGAAAAACAAGCCAAAGCUCGUGAGUUCCAUACCCUCCGUUGCCUCAGAGCCCUGGAUUUCAUUCGCACUCCAGUAGCCUACGCUGUAGCCAAGACCUUCUUGAUCAACACCUGGAUCACUCAAGAACAUAUAGACCAAUUACGAAAGGGCAUCCCUUUCUUCCCUUCUUCAUCGAAAGAUUCCCAGCAAUCCCAAACCUCACAACCACCCAGCACACAACUUGACGACGAUACUCACAUCAAUGAACUAGCCAUUGAUGAUGUUGAUAUGACUCAACAGUCGACCACCACUGAUACGACUUCUCCUUCAGGUGCUGGUGAACCUGCAUCCCAACAAUAAUGAGUAGUCGAUCACUGACUAUCUCAUGUUGGAAUGCUAAUGGCAUUGCCAAACACACUAUAUCUUUGAUUACAGAUCCACUUAUGCAUUCU
Mycotypha africana is the source of this 1730-nucleotide messenger RNA. RefSeq lists its product as uncharacterized. Bases 337 to 1638 code for a protein of 433 amino acids. The transcript has a single exon. The record is from RefSeq and is a predicted model, not a curated record. Lineage: Eukaryota; Fungi; Mucoromycota; Mucoromycetes; Mucorales; Mycotyphaceae.